Ictalurus furcatus (blue catfish) is the source of this 3187-nucleotide messenger RNA. RefSeq names its product septin 2 (gene septin2). Gene Ontology annotation, biological process: cytoskeleton-dependent cytokinesis; cilium assembly; cell division. Bases 117 to 1241 code for a protein of 374 amino acids. NCBI's taxonomy places the organism in Eukaryota, Metazoa, Chordata, Actinopteri, Siluriformes, Ictaluridae. The record is from RefSeq and is a predicted model, not a curated record. Gene Ontology annotation, cellular component: synaptic vesicle; septin complex; cell division site. The transcript has 13 exons. Gene Ontology annotation, molecular function: molecular adaptor activity; GTP binding; GTPase activity.
CAUAGCAAACGCUGAAGGAGAAGCUGAGAACUUCCGCAAUCUGUGGAAUUCGCGGCGCAGCUUCGUGUCUCUGCUUCCCACGACUGAAAAGUCUCGGUUUUGGAUUACAGCUCAUCAUGUCUCAGGCUGAUAAAACGAAGGGGCAGUUCACCAACCCGGAGACUCCCGGCUACGUGGGAUUCGCCAACCUGCCCAAUCAGGUUCAUCGUAAAUCAGUGAAGAAGGGCUUUGAGUUCACACUGAUGGUGGUGGGUGAGUCUGGUUUGGGGAAGUCGACUCUGAUUAACAGUCUGUUCCUCACUGAUCUGUACCCAGAGAGGAUCAUCCCCGGGGCCGCAGAGAAGAUCGAGCGCACCGUGCAGAUCGAAGCCUCCACCGUGGAGAUCGAGGAGCGCGGAGUGAAACUGCGACUCACCGUGGUGGACACGCCCGGAUACGGAGACGCCAUCAACAGCCAAGACUGCUUCAAUACCAUCAUUGCCUACAUCGACGAUCAGUUCGAGCGUUACCUUCACGACGAGAGCGGCCUGAACCGCAGACAUAUCGUGGAUAAUCGCGUCCACUGCUGCUUCUACUUCAUCUCUCCGCUCGGACACGGCCUGAAGCCGCUGGACGUUCAGUUCAUGAAGGCCAUCCACAACAAGGUGAACGUCGUCCCCGUCAUCGCCAAAGCCGACACGCUCACUCUGAAGGAGCGAGAGAGGCUCAAGCGCAGGAUUUUAGACGAGAUCGACGAGCAUGGCAUUAAGAUCUACCACCUGCCCGAUGCCGAGUCGGACGAAGACGAGGAGUUUAAGGAGCAGACGAGGAUUCUGAAGACCAGUAUCCCGUUUGCAGUGGUGGGCUCUAACCAGCAGAUUGAAGCUAAAGGGAAGAAGGUGCGAGGGCGCCUGUACCCGUGGGGUGUGGUGGAGGUGGAGAACCCCGAACACAACGACUUCCUCAAACUGCGCACCAUGCUCAUAACCCACAUGCAGGACCUACAGGAAGUGACUCAGGACCUGCACUACGAGAACUUCCGCUCAGAGCGCCUGAAGCGAGGCGGCAGGUUGUCCUCCCACGGUUACAUUCUGCCUCUGUCGCCUGCUGGCAGGAAGGUGCCGGAGCCAGAGGAAAUGGACAAGGACAUGAUCCUUCAGGAGAAGGAGGCUGAGUUGAGGAGGAUGCAGGAGAUGAUUGCGAAGAUGCAGGCACAGAUGCAGAAGCAGGGUGACGGAGAAGCAGAAGGGCAGCACGUCUAAACCACUCGAGGUGCAGAGCUGUGGAGUGAGAGCCGAUCCGAGACACAGAGAAAGAGAGAGAAGUAGAAGAGAAGAAUAAAAGAGAGACGUGUCUGGUGUCUCGUCACGUCUCGCUGUAUUUUACACUUUCUUAGUUUUUUCUACUCUUCCUUGGGAUAAAAGUUAGUUAUUAUUAUUAUUAUUAUUAUUAUUAUUAUUAUUAUUAUUAUUAUUAUUUUUGUAAGCAGUAUUAUUAUUAUUAUUAUUAUUAUUAUUACUUUUCUGUCUAUCCACAGUGACAUGUACCGAUAUUAGUUACUUGACAAUUGCCUAAACUUCUUAUCACGGUUUACGAUAUUAUCACGAUGUUUUACAUGUCAUCGUAGUUCCUGCUCUUGGUUUCUGUGGGAUUUACGGAAAAAGACGUCCUCGAUUUCACUUUUACAUGUUUAAAGUGUCCACAAUAACAAUUUAGUUUUGAAUAUCGUGAUAUAUAUCGCAUAACUGAUUAUCGGCACAUGAUCACACAACAAGCUGUUUCUGUUAUUUCCUCGCACCAAAAUACUGACCUGUGUUACCUGUGUUCACGAUUUGAAGAGUUGUAAGGGUUUUAAGGGUGUGUUUGGUAAAAGAAGGACAUUCGCCGCUUUAGAGGAAUGAUUCGAGUUCAAACUGCUAUUAAAUUAAACUAGCUAAUGGUGAAAUUAUUUACAUUAUUCAUAGUAAUGUUAAUUCCACAGCACUCAACGUUGUUGGCCAUUUUGAAUUUUUUCAGAAAUGUCUUUAACGAUACAGAAAUUUCUCUUAAAAAUGUCUAAAAAAGUAGUACCUCUUAGGCCAUGCCCUUAAGAGACGGUAGUACCUGUACCAGCUCGUGCAACCUGCUCACUCUAGCUAGUAUCAGCUAAGUAACUAGCCUAGCUCAUGCUGUAGAUUACAUUUAUUAUUCUUAGUAAUGCCAAACAGUUAUUUUAGCUACAUUAACCCUGGAAAUUGGAGACUCUGCAAGUCGUAAAACUCAUCUUUGACUCAUUUUGUCCUCCAUGUUUGAUUUUCACAUCCCCCGAAAAAAACACUUGACCUGAUGUAUCUCAGCCCUUUUCUGAAAAGAUCAACUUGGCAAACUUUUGGAAGCUGUAGGAAAAAACUGCUGAUGGCCGUGCACAGCCUUACAGCCACCUUCAGAAUAUCUAGUGUCUGAUGCAGAGUUCCUUACUGCCGCUGUAACGUUAACGUACCUGAGCAGGUGUUCGAGAGCAGCGUAAACACGUGGGAGUAGACCAGGCUGUGUGUUCACGAGCUCUGUGUGAUGGUCAUAACGUACGUGUGAACGCUGUCGCCUGAAAAUGAUUAACGUAACGACUAGGCAUGUGCCAAAAUUAAAGGAAUAAUUCAUGUGCCCCAUUUUCCACUUUACGCGAAAUUGUAGUCUCGCAGCCAAGACGACUACACUUGGGUUUACAGGGAAAAUGCAGAUUAGUAGUUUUGUUGUUGUUUUUUUCCCCGACCUAUCACUUUAAAAUUUCCUAAGUAACUGUAGUUCAUUAUAUUUUUUCAUUUUAAAAAAAGUAGACUGAAAUGUGUAGAGCUGUUUAGCUUAGCUUAGCUAGUUCCUUAUACUAGCUCCUGAGCUUCAUCAGUGGUUUAUAGAGAAUUUUCUGAUAUAAAGACUGACUAUUGGCACGUGCCUGGUGGUGAUGUGAAGUUUUAAUCCUGUUUUAUUUGUUAAUGCAUGCUAAUUGAGUCCUUUGCAGUGUGUGUGUGUGUGUGUGUGUGUGUGUGUGCGCACUAUUCUGUAAUGUUUAAACCAUGCCGCUGUAUGACUUGUGAAAGUGUCUUCAUCUGGUGGUCCAGUUUCUUCCUUAGGAUCAGCUGUUACCAUUUUAGAGUUUUAUUCCAGAACUUUCUAAUAAACUUGCUCACCGUUAUCUUGAAAUAAAGUUUUUUUUUUUAUAUUGAAAGAUUAA